Messenger RNA from Zingiber officinale, 2240 nucleotides. Its product is annotated as beta-galactosidase 8-like. The record is from RefSeq and is a predicted model, not a curated record. Bases 54 to 2099 code for a protein of 681 amino acids. Gene Ontology annotation, molecular function: beta-galactosidase activity. NCBI's taxonomy places the organism in Eukaryota, Viridiplantae, Streptophyta, Magnoliopsida, Zingiberales, Zingiberaceae. Gene Ontology annotation, cellular component: vacuole. The transcript is spliced from 19 exons. Gene Ontology annotation, biological process: carbohydrate metabolic process.
CGUACCACAAUGAGUUGUCGAAGGGAUCAACGCUCGGCGGAGACUGUAGCGCGAUGGUGGUGCUGAAGAGUAACCUCGAGUUACCGCUCUUUAUCUUCGUCGUCAUUGUCACCACCGGAAUCGUCUCCUCCUCGUCCUCCUUGUCUGGCCUCUCCUCCUCCGGUUGCGCUUUCCACCGUCGCUAUGGCUCUUCGGCAGCCUGCAAUCGGAGGUUUUGGAUUUCAGAUGACAUGUUUUGGAAGGAUGGCAAUCCUUUUAGGAUCAUAGGCGGUGAUGUGCACUACUUCCGUAUCCUGCCGCAGUAUUGGAGAGAUAGAUUGUUGCGUGCUAAAGCCCUUGGCCUUAACACAAUCCAGACAUAUGUUCCGUGGAAUUUGCAUGAGCCAGAGCCCAAAAGAUGGGUAUUUGAAGGCAUAGCAGACAUUGAAUCCUACUUGAAGCUUGCUCAGGAGCUAGGUUUUCUUGUUAUGCUUCGACCUGGGCCAUAUAUAUGUGCAGAGUGGGACUUUGGAGGUUUCCCUGCUUGGUUACUUGCAAUAGAACCACCUCUUAAACUCAGAUCAUCAGAUAAGACAUUCCUUGCCUAUGUACAGAGAUGGUGGGAUGUUCUUUUUCCUAAAAUAGCUCCCCUAUUAUAUGAGAAUGGAGGUCCCAUCAUUAUGGUUCAGAUUGAAAAUGAGUUUGGAUCAUACGGUUACGACAAGAAAUAUCUUCAUUAUUUAGUUGCUUUGGCUAGAAAGUACCUUGGGAAUCAGACUAUACUGUAUACUACAGAUGGCGGUUCUAGAGACACUCUAGAUAAUGGAACAAUCCCUGAGAAAGGUGUUUUUUCAGCGGUCGACUUUUCAACUGGUGAGAAUCCAUGGCCUAUAUUUCAGUUGCAAAAGGAAUAUAAUGCCCCUGGAAAAUCACCUCCUCUCUCAGCGGAAUUCUAUACAGGAUGGCUCACCCACUGGGGAGAGAAGAUUGCAGAAACCGAUGCCAAUUAUACUGCUGCUGCUUUAGAAAAGAUUUUAUCUAGGAAUGGUUCUGUUGUACUCUAUAUGGCUCAUGGUGGAACUAAUUUUGGAUUUUACAGUGGUGCAAACACUGGUCAGAAUGAAUCUGAUUAUAAGGCAGAUCUUACGUCCUACGAUUAUGAUGCUCCAAUCAAGGAGUCCGGUGACGUGGGCAAUCCAAAAUAUGAAGCAAUAAGGAGAGUUAUUCAGAAGUACAGUGGAGUAGUUCUGCCUCGUGCCCCUCCUGAUAAUAAAAAAUUAGGAUAUGGCUUAGUUGAUCUCCAUAAGAUUGCCUCUUUUAAUGAGGUUCUCAAUGACAUAUAUGAUUCAACCAUGGUAGUCAAAAGUGAACAUCCUAUGACGAUGGAGACAGUUGGCCAGAUGUUUGGAUUUAUGUUGUAUGCGUCUAAAUUACCUCCAAGGAAAAGAAGUAGCAUCCUAAAAAUUCUGAAGGUGCACGAUAGAGCCCAAGUUUUUGUUUCAUGUGGUUUGGACAAAGCUGGAGGCCAUCCUAUAUACAUUGGUGUAAUUGAAAGAUGGUCGAAUAGGGAACUUCUGAUUCCCAAAAUCUCUUGUUCCUCAAAUAGCAGCUUACUUAUUCUGGUGGAAAACUUGGGUCGUGUAAAUUAUGGUCAAUACAUCUCUGAUAAGAAGGGAAUACUGUCUAAUGUUUUCAUAGAUGGCACUGCCCUUCAUGGAUGGCAGAUGUUUCCAAUUCCACUAGAUAGAUUUAGCAAUUUUACGACUCUCAACCCGAUCAAGCAAGUUUCUGAUUUGAUGACAGAGAACAUUUCCACUGGACCAGGAAUUUAUGAAGGCCAUGUCACCAUCAAUUCAGCAAAACAAAUCAAAGAUACAUUUAUUUCUUUCCGUGGUUGGAACAAGGGAAUUGCUUUUGUGAAUGACUUUAAUAUUGGAAGAUUCUGGCCUUCACUUGGACCGCAAUGCACCCUUUAUGUUCCUGCACCAUUACUUCGAGAAGGAGAAAAUAUUGUGGUCAUCUUAGAGUUACAUGCACCAAAUCCUGAUUUCACAAUCAACUUGGUGAAGAAACCAGACUUCACUUGUGGAACCAAGAGUAGAAGGAAUGAUAAUUAUUGAGAAUAAGAUUUGCUACUGAAUGUACAUACAUUAUAAUUUCAUUCUAUUGAACAUUUCCAUAUGCGUUGAUUCCCAUAACAGCCCCCAACAGUUUGUACUCUUUUGUUUUUGUAUCUAUCUAGUGAUCCAUGCUGUUCAACC